Molecule: messenger RNA, 1525 nt
Organism: Panicum hallii
Lineage: Eukaryota; Viridiplantae; Streptophyta; Magnoliopsida; Poales; Poaceae
Product: polygalacturonase inhibitor-like
Exons: 1
Coding region: 377-1384 (335 amino acids)
Molecular function (GO): protein binding
Source: RefSeq, a predicted model, not a curated record
UGAAACGAUUGUGAGGAUGGAUACAAUGGGAAUGGGAUGCCAUUUUCUUUACCAUUAGGUUUAAGUUUAACUACUCUCAAAAAGGUUUAACUAGUAAGAAGAGAGAGGCAAAGUGAGGGCCAUUUCAAAGCAGGCGGCACUCCAGCUUGGUUGUGCCCAUUGACCAACAACAUACUCCAUCAGUAAAGGUUAUCAGGCAAGAAACCCACUUACCGUCUUAUGCGCGCAUGGUGCUUACUUACCAAUACAAAUAAAAGAGAGCAAAGUUGAAAUAGAUUCAGAAAUCAGAAGUUAUAAAGUCACACUCCUGCUCUGCUCCCUUCUUAUCCUCCAUUGCAUCCAAGCCGACCAGGCCACAGAUAUAAGCAAGACGAAGAUGGAGACGCGCGGCGCCUUCAACCACGUUGUCCUGCUGCUCGCCGCGACGUCCCUCCUCGCCACCGCCGCCAGCAAGGACCGCUGCCACUCCGGCGACAAGGCCGCGCUGCUGGCCGUCAAGGCGGCGCUCGGCAACCCCUACCACUUCGCGUCCUGGACGCCCGACGACCCGUGCUGCGACUGGUACGACGUUGACUGCGACGCCUCCACCGGCCGCGUCGUCGGCCUCUCCGUGUUCCAGGACGCCAACCUCACGGGCACCAUCCCCGACGCCGUCGCCGGCCUCGUCCACCUCCAGAGCCUCGUGUGGCACCACCUCCCCGCGCUCUCCGGCCCCAUCCCGCCGGCCAUCGCCAAGCUCUCCAACCUCUCGCAGCUCACCAUCUCCUGGACCGCCGUCUCCGGGCCGGUGCCGUCCUUCCUGGGCACGCUCACCAAGCUCACGCUGCUCGACCUCUCCUUCAACUCCCUCACGGGCGCCGUCCCGGCGUCGCUCGCCGCCCUCCCCAGCCUCUCCGGCAUCAACCUCAGCCGCAACCGCCUCACCGGCGCCAUCCCUCCGCUGCUCCUCAGCAGGUCCCCCGACCAGGCCUACCUCUGGCUGUCGCACAACAACAUGUCCGGCGCCAUCCCCGCAGGGUUCGCCGCCGUCAACUUCGCGCACCUCGACCUGUCGCGCAACGCCUUCGCGGGCGACGCGUCGGGCCUCUUCGGCCGGGGGAAGGAGCUUCAGUACCUGGACCUGUCGCGCAACGCCUUCAGCUUCAACCUCUCCGGCGUGGGGCUGCCGGAGCAGCUCUACUUCAUGGACGUGAGCCACAACGCCAUCUCCGGCGGCAUCCCGGCGCAGGUGGCCAACCUCACCAACCUGCAGUUCUUCAACGUCAGCUACAACCGGCUCUGCGGCGCGGUGCCCACCGGCGGCCACAUGGGGAGAUUCGACCUCUUCAGCUUCCAGCACAACAAGUGCCUCUGUGGAACUCCGCUUGCUAAUCCCUGCAACUGACAAUAGACCAGAAGAUGAACUCUAGUCUUUAUUCUCAAGAAGAAAUAAAAUCACUGAUAAUAUCAUAAAGUUCAGUGAUACUAUGGGUUAAAUUUUAUUUUCUUUUUUGCAUCAAUACAUUUCGCUAAGUGCCCGCCAAAA